UUUACCUUUCAGAAAUUAUUUUUGUUCUGACAUGUUCAACUGAUACAUUAGUCCAUUUAAAAUUUCGCGGGAUAUUACACCCCUUCUCUGCAAAUCAAUGAAAGAAACUGUUGCCUUCUAUGAAAAAGUUCUUGAAUUCAUUUCCAUCGUAAGGCCUGGAUCGUUUGAUUUUGGCGGGGCAUGGCUAUUUGGCCACGGGAUUGGAAUUCAUUUGCUGCUGGCAGAGGACCCUGAAAAGAUUCCAAGGAAGAAUGAAAUUAAUACAAAGGAUAAGCAUAUCUCAUUCCAGUGUGAUGAAAGCAUGGAUGCAGUAGAGAAAUAUUUGAAGGAUAUGAAAAUUGGUUUAAAACGUGCAAUGGUUGAGGAAAAUGGAAUUCAAGUGGAUCAGUUGUUUUUUCAUGACCCAGAUGGAUUCAUGAUUGAGAUAUGCAAUUGUGAUAGUCUCCCUGUUAUUCCUUUAGCUGGUGGGAUGGUUACAUUAUGCCCUAGACUCAACUUUGAGUCUAUGCCACAACAGAUAGACCAAGUUGCAAAGCAAAUUUGAUCAUGCUCGAUGAGGCCAAGCUUCUUAUUUUAUCUUAAUUUUGUGGUGGUGGAUAAAAAGAAUAAGUUAAUUGUCAAUGCCUUUGUGAUACCAGGUUCCUUUG
This is a messenger RNA of Medicago truncatula (barrel medic), 647 nucleotides long. RefSeq lists its product as uncharacterized. Lineage: Eukaryota; Viridiplantae; Streptophyta; Magnoliopsida; Fabales; Fabaceae. The record is from RefSeq and is a predicted model, not a curated record. The transcript has a single exon. Bases 98 to 544 code for a protein of 148 amino acids.